AUGGUGCAAUCCACGUUAAUCUACAGAUACGAUGCCCUCCCUUUGUGUGGAUCGGUAGACGACAACAACGACCCAGCGUUGUUGGACCAAAAGAAGAAGUGCAAGAUCCUCAUCAGCAGAAUCACACCAAACUCGGAGCCCCAGGCCACGGUCGAAUCAGGACCAUACAACAUCCACUACUUGAUUGUGAACUCCAUCAUUUACCUUUCGAUCUGUGAGAAGUCAUACCCACGCAAAUUGGCAUUUUCGUACUUGGAAGAGAUUUCCAACGAGUUUCAGCACUCUCAUGGCCAGGAGGCCUUGAGCAGUAGUGCAAGGCCGUUUGGAUUCAGUUCCUUUGACAACUUCUUGAGUAAAACCAAGAAAAUCUACCAAGAUCAAAGGGCACAGUCCAACUUAGACAAAUUGAAUAACGACUUGGCCGACGUCAAGAAGGUCAUGACCAAGAAUAUCGAGGACUUGCUCUACAGAGGUGACUCCUUGGAUAAGAUGAGCGACUUGUCCUCGAGCUUGAAGAGUGACUCUCUCAAGUACAGAAAGAGAGCCCAGAGAAUCAACUUGGAGGCCUUAAUCAGACAGUACAUUCCUAUUGUGGGGGCUGGUUUGAUUUUUGUAUUCAUCAUUUGGUACAAGUUCUUGUAG
This is a messenger RNA of Suhomyces tanzawaensis NRRL Y-17324, 642 nucleotides long. RefSeq names its product SNAP receptor (gene SEC22). Gene Ontology annotation, molecular function: SNAP receptor activity. Gene Ontology annotation, cellular component: SNARE complex; endoplasmic reticulum membrane; endoplasmic reticulum-Golgi intermediate compartment. The record is from RefSeq and is a predicted model, not a curated record. Gene Ontology annotation, biological process: endoplasmic reticulum to Golgi vesicle-mediated transport; vesicle fusion with Golgi apparatus; retrograde vesicle-mediated transport, Golgi to endoplasmic reticulum. Lineage: Eukaryota; Fungi; Ascomycota; Pichiomycetes; Serinales; Debaryomycetaceae. The transcript has 2 exons. The coding region runs from base 1 to 642 and encodes 213 amino acids.